CUCCAAACAUGAAAGAGACACAGAUAGUUCAUUGAGCCGCUGUUUUUGAAGUCCGACGACAAGGGCUUCUCUAGGACAUUUAGUUAGUUUAAUAUGAGCGAUAGAAAGAGUCGCAAUGCAGCUCGUGAAAUGACCGAUGACAGGGUUAGAGGAGUUGUCAAAUGGUUUAACGUCAAGGCUGGAUAUGGCUUUAUUACUCGGUCUGACACCUCAUCCGACAUAUUCGUGCAUCAAACAGCUAUUUCGAGAAAUAACCCAGGGAAAAUGCAGCGCUCCCUUCAAGAAAAUGAAGAAGUUGAAUUUUUUGUUGUCGAGGGGGACAAAGGUGUAGAGGCCUCCGAUGUCACUGGGCCUGACAGAAGGCCGGUGAAGGGUAGUGCGUAUGCUGCGGAUCGUCCUUACGGGCGAAGUCCCAGGGAGUAUGGAGCGCGCGGUGAUAGAAAUGACUCAAAUGGUUAUAGAAGUAAUGGGUUUGGAUCGUAUCGUGGAAGAGGUAGAGGUCGCGACGGGGCCAGGGUCAGUACUGUUGGGUAUAAUAAUAAAUGUUUAGUUUACUCUGAGGCUUUGGUAAUGAUGUCUGAAGGAGUUAGUAAUGUCGUAUCACGCAUAUCAAUAAGUUUUUGCAUAGCUAGAGCUUGAUCUGAUUAUCUGAAAGAUAAUUAGAUUGUUCAUACCACAGUUUAGUCCCUAUCUACGUUACGUACAGCGUCAAGUCACGGGAACUGGUUGCUUUGACUGCACAGGUAUUAGUGCACUUCCAUACGCAUUUUGUAAAUCUCACUUGAAGUAUCUCAUUCCUAAUGUUCCUUCUUAAUCAAUAUCAUUACUGCCACAUAACUCUAUUAAACACUCAUCUGAUUAAAUUCAAUCUCCGUACCAAUGAUGUGUAGCUACCUGGACCAACGUAUAAGCAGUAGACUCAAAGUUAAUUAUGAAUGACUACACUGUCUUACAAAGUGCGAUUAAAAUUCUUGAACAAUUUUCAAACAAGAGUCUGACUUCCACAUUGAUAUCGACUAAUGGAAUAAGUAUUUUGCAAGUGACUGUAUUUGAUAACGAGAAACCUAACAUGAUUCGUAUCAGGGAUGAAAUGGUUAUCGUUCAAUUGCAACAUGCUAGAAUCUGCUAAACUGGUGUGCAUAUGAAAGUGGUAUUUUUAAAGUUCAUAAAAGCAUGCUAAGGCAGCAUGUCAAUAUACAUUAUACUAACUAGGUUAUACAUCAAAGAAAUUCGACAAACGCAACACCUCCGAGCCAUGUAGAUUUGCAAAGUUUUGAGAUUUUAUAAAUGCAUUCUUUCUUCGUUCUGAUGCUAAUCACGCUGAGUCACUGCAUUUUCCAUCGUUCAAAUUUGUACGCACGUUUAUACGAAUUGCGUUGAUAAUAUCAUGGGAAUUGAUAUUAUUUUCACUCCACGUGUAGCUAGUUUAUUAUAUUUGUGUUGAUGUGAUGGGUAUAGAACAUACAAUAGUGCACUUAGCUGAGAUACCUUACGGUCUCAAUUAGUGAUAUAUUAGCAGCUUAUCGUGAUGAUAAUGGGGUCGUGUUGUGUGGUUUUUUUGAGCCAACGUACAUAGUGAUCAUAUUGUUGGUAAGUUACUAAAACAUCGUCUGACAGUCUAUACUUCCGUUUUCUAGUUGAUUUACACUACUUCGAAAGCAUAUUGUUCAGAGAGACUAAUAUUCGUUUUUUUUUAUAAUUGGCUAUUAGGCUGGUGGUGAUUUCUCAAGGAGAUUUGAAGAACGCAAUCCACGGGAUCGUAGUCGAGGAUAUGGUGUGAGGGACAAUGGUGGUUAUUACUCCAGCCCAUAUUAAUUUCAAUCUAUGUUGUACAUAUUGCAUUUUUAAUGUCUAAUUUGUACAUUUUAUCUCGUAAUACCUUGUUCUAGCUGAAAGUCAUUUUUCUGUGGUUAUCACGAUAUAUGCAUUUAUAUGUAUCUAAAAUAAAUUUUCGUUGGAAAUUAAAAACUUAGUGACUGCUCCCAGUCCGAGUAAGCUUCGCUUAUAGCAUGUGUUUUUAAUCCGAAUUUGUCCUAUAAUCUGUUUUAAAUAAAAAAUAACUUGGUUUUGUA
Molecule: messenger RNA, 2072 nt
Organism: Schistosoma intercalatum
Lineage: Eukaryota; Metazoa; Platyhelminthes; Trematoda; Strigeidida; Schistosomatidae
Source: the annotation of a GenBank genome assembly